UUAUUCAAUAGAAAAUAUUCAUUCUUCAUGGUAUCAGAGCACUAAAUUAUUCACGGCUUCCUCCUUCUCUCUCCCUUGUUUUUUCGGCCAGCCUCCCCCUCCUCUCUAUUGCCGUCUUCUUCCUUCCUCCGGCAACCAUGGCCGAUUCUGCAUCUUCUGGGAAGGUCAUCUCCAACAACGAAACCUCCUCUCCAAAUAAUUCACCCCAUCUAGCUUUCACCACUAUAUCUAACAUUAAACUUCAUAUCCUUGUUCAACUCAGUCUCUCAGAACCAAAUUACAAAAAGUGGAGUCGAUUAUUUCGUCUCUUGAUCCUCCGCUUCAACCUCAAGGGCUACAUCGAUGGCACGACCAUCGCCUCCUCCGCAGAUGAUGCUGAAUGGUAUCAAUUUGAUGCCCUCAUUCAGGGAUGGAUCCUGUCCACGAUCACCGAUGAGGUCUCCGAUCUCGUGCUCGCCAACAACCUCUCUGCACAUGCUCGAUGGACGGCGAUCUACAAUCUUUUUCACAACAACAAGCAUGCCCGGGAAAUGCAACUGGAGCACUAUUUCCGUACCACUGUGAAGGGUCAACUCUCCAUCAACGACUAUUGUCAUCUUCUCAAGAACCUCUCCGAAUACCUUGACGAUGUGGAUGCACCGAUCACCGAACAUGCCCUUGUACUUCAAGUUCUACAAGGCCUCCCCCACGAUAUCCGAAAGCAGGCUGAAUGCAUCCGGACCAGAAGAGAAGAUGAAAGAUUAUUAUCGGGAAAGAGAUGUGUCGGCUUCGAGGAGGAUGGGAAAAGAGCUGUUGCGGAUAGACUCAUGACGCUGAUGUCGAAGAUGACGUGCGUUGGAGUCGUGAGCGACUUGUUUAGAGAAGGAACACAAGGAAUGAGGAUUUCUAACCCAAACUCUGUUCAGAUCCGCUUCGGCUAUCACAUCUCCACCGAGAUCACGAGGACAAACGUGUUGACAGCCCACUCGUUCAGCUCUAUUUCAUCUUCUGGAUGUCACGAUCAGUUUGGCGUUGAAAAUCUCCUCCUUCAUGUAGAUCGCAACCUUCUUCACGCAUGGGAAGCUCCGGGACGCGACAGGAAUGCUCUACAUCAGCGUAUAUUCUUUGUUCUCCCUCUCAAUCGCUCCAAGUAAUUCCCAGGGACCUGCUGCGUUUUUAUAGGAUUCUCUCAACACAAUCCUAGUAGGAAUAGGUUAGUAGAAGUUGGCUUGAAGUGAACUUCCUUGAUCUUGAUCCACAAGUAGCCUAUAGAGUUGGGAU
Molecule: messenger RNA, 1260 nt
Organism: Cuscuta campestris
Lineage: Eukaryota; Viridiplantae; Streptophyta; Magnoliopsida; Solanales; Convolvulaceae
Source: the annotation of a GenBank genome assembly